Molecule: messenger RNA, 699 nt
Organism: Penicillium canescens
Lineage: Eukaryota; Fungi; Ascomycota; Eurotiomycetes; Eurotiales; Aspergillaceae
Product: SDR family NAD(P)-dependent oxidoreductase
Exons: 5
Coding region: 1-699 (232 amino acids)
Molecular function (GO): oxidoreductase activity
Source: RefSeq, a predicted model, not a curated record
AUGGGCCAAGAAACUAAGCGCAUGAUUGACCUUGAGGGCGGCGUGUCGGAAGUUGUGCAGGCUGAUGUGACAGAUGAGGAAAGUUGCAAGAAUGCCGUGGCCAAGACAGUUGAGCUGUUUGGAACUGUGAAUAUCCUUGUGAACAUCGUCGGAGUUGGCGGUGCCAUGGGAGAUGCUACUAAGCUCGAUCUUGCAGCCUGGGAGCGCGAUUUCAAAAUCAAUGUCACAAGCAUGGUCUUGAUGAGUCGCCAUGCCAUUCCCAAAAUGAGGAAAAAUGGACGAGGUGCAAUUGUCAAUAUGUCCUCAGAGGCAGUUCUCGGUGGAAACCCCAGUCUCUUGUACCCCACGACCAAGGGGGCCAUUAUCCAAAUGACCCGUGCCAUGGCUGCCCAGCAUGGCCCUGAAAAUAUCAGGGUUAACUGCGUUUGCCCGGGAAUGGUCUUUACCCCAAUGGUACGAGGCAGAGGCAUGACGGAUAUGAUGCGCCAGGACCGUAUCAACCAGAACCUUUUGAAGCAGGAAGGCACAGGGUGGGACGUUGGUUAUGCAAUCCUCUUCCUCUGCAGCAAGGAGGCUAAAUGGGUCACUGGCUUGAUUAUGCCUGUUGAUGGCGGCACCACCGCAGGAAAGACAAACAGACCAGCUCUGAAGGCUGAUACUCUCGCAGAGGAGAACACGAUGAUUCCCAACAAUUCUUAA